UGUUGAACAGACUUUGGGUCCUUUCGAAAACACGGGAACAACCUCGUGUACAACUUCAUGUACCUCUCCUAACAUUUUGGCUUUAUUUACUGUUAAAAAACGAAAUUCGUUAUGGACACUGAUAAUAAUCCAACAACGGAGGUAGCUGCUACUACUAUAGACAGUGAAGACACAACAGAAGCGUUCGUCAAGGUGAAAUCAAAGAAGACAUCGAAGCGAAAACGCGAGAUGGAUGGAGUCGAUAUGGAGGCUGAGGACUCCGUAGCAUGCAAGCGGCCUCAGUUUCCACCCAUUUCAGGCGACAAACUUAAGGGUGGUUCUGAUGAGAUGCGUAAGGUUGCUGUCCCGGCCCACAGGUAUACCCCUCUGAAGGAGAACUGGCUGAAGAUAUUCACACCCAUCGUCGAGAACCUACAGCUCCAAGUCAGAUUCAACCUCAAAACCAGAAAUGUGGAAAUUAAAACAUGUAAAGACACACAGGACAUUGGCUCUCUCACGAGAGCUGCAGACUUCGUACGAGCCUUCGUUCUAGGAUUCCAGGUUGAGGAUGCCCUUGCUCUCAUCAGAUUGGAUGAACUUUUCCUGGAAACCUUUGAUGUCACAGACGUAAAACCACUGAAAGGAGACCAUUUGUCCAGAGCUAUUGGCAGGAUAGCAGGGAAAGGAGGCAAAACAAAAUUCACCAUUGAAAAUGUGACCAAGACCAGGAUUGUUCUGGCAGACUCAAAAGUACACAUAUUAGGAUCUUUCCAGAAUAUUAAGAUGGCACGGACAGCGAUAUGCAACCUCAUCUUAGGAAGUCCCCCUUCUAAGGUGUACGGUAACAUCAGGGUCGUGGCCAGCAGGACAGCAGAGAGAUUCUAAAGUCACAUGUGGAUUUAUAUUCUCGUCUCCUGAUGAAAGUCAGGUAUUCCCCAAGAUUCUGAUCGAAGACCGGUUUUGCCUUUUUUUAAACCUAAGGUAAUAUGAAUGGGUGGACCUGGUCCUGGAUCAGCACUCCUGAGAUGUUUUUUGGAUGUGGGCCCUUGCCUGACAUCUUCCAGGACUUUUGUUGUUGAAGCUGGACAUAUUGAUCUGGGGAAUGCCUACCUGCCUUCGACAUCUGGACUGGCCUGUCUCUUCCCACAGGGGAUAUUUGCAUGUAAAUGAUUUGCCCCUGGAUUUCAGUUUGAUUUAAAUAAAAUCUGAACCUAAAAGUAUUUGGAGGCCAACAAUGAAUUGUUACACAUGAAGUGAAAAUUUGAGUUAAUGUAAAUAAAAAUGCAGAAACCCUAA
Oncorhynchus kisutch (coho salmon) is the source of this 1275-nucleotide messenger RNA. RefSeq names its product partner of NOB1 homolog (gene pno1). The transcript has 7 exons. Gene Ontology annotation, cellular component: nucleus. Gene Ontology annotation, molecular function: RNA binding. The record is from RefSeq and is a predicted model, not a curated record. NCBI's taxonomy places the organism in Eukaryota, Metazoa, Chordata, Actinopteri, Salmoniformes, Salmonidae. The coding region runs from base 112 to 864 and encodes 250 amino acids.